AUGAAGACUUUCACUGCAAUUUUAUUAUUCGCUGCAUUUGCUUCAUGUUCAGCUGAUAUUUCUCUCAAACUUAGAGAAAAUGACUUCUCUCACAUCAACGAUCAAGGAGAAUAUCAUUUUGGUUUUAAUGAUGGACAUCAAGCGAGGCAGGAAGAACGUUCUGCUGAAGGAGUUGUUCGUGGAGCUUAUCGUUAUAUCGAUGCUAAUGGAGAAGUUCAAACUGUUACUUACACAGCUGAUAAACAUAAUGGAUUCUUAGCUUCUGGAUCAAAUAUUCCAAAAAUUGGUCGCAUUCCAGAAAGUGGAGAUAGUAUUAAAAUAGCUCCAGCUGGUGUUAUUGUUGAAGAUACUCCCGAAGUUAGAGAGGCAAGAGCAGCACACUUGGAAGCUCAUAGAGUAGCUCUUAAUGGAGGAAAUAUAAUUGGUCAGAGUCUUCCCGUUCAGGUGCAGUACACUCCAGAGGUUGCUGCAGCUCGUGCACAACACAUAAAUGCACUCAAUCAGGAAUAUUUGCGUAGUGGAAAUUACUAUCCAAUCACGUAUGCUAGUCAGCCAGCUGUUCAGUAUGUGAUUCCAGGAGCUCAAUAUCAUCCAGAUUAUUUGCCUUAUGCUGCUUUGUAA
This is a messenger RNA of Episyrphus balteatus (marmalade hoverfly), 621 nucleotides long. Its product is annotated as cuticle protein-like. Lineage: Eukaryota; Metazoa; Arthropoda; Insecta; Diptera; Syrphidae. Gene Ontology annotation, molecular function: structural constituent of chitin-based larval cuticle. The transcript has a single exon. Gene Ontology annotation, cellular component: chitin-based extracellular matrix. Bases 1 to 621 code for a protein of 206 amino acids. The record is from RefSeq and is a predicted model, not a curated record.